AUGGCUCAACUGAUUGAUAAAUUGAAUUUAAUGGUCAAUAGUAAAGGCCUUCAGCAUCCCAAAGCCAAUUCAGUAACGGCUGCCAAGAAAAGAACGAUCGAAGAAUCAUCCGAUGAUUAUCCAUUAACCAGUAAGAAAAGAGCUGUACUAGAAGAUUUAACGAAUGCUAGCCAAGACACCUUAUUAAAAUGGCAUAAUCUAAAGAAGCAACAAACGAAUAAGAACAACGUCGAGCAAGUGCAACAACAAAAUGAAGUUAAAGAUCAUGAGAGUGAUUUAGGUCGAAUUAAAACUAAUAUACAUGAAUUCCUCAAAUGCGAUGAAGAUGAUGUCGUCGAUGGUAAAAGCAGCUGUAAUGAAAAUGAAGAAUCUAAAAUUUCAACAGCACACCUUUCAACGAUACUCAGUGAGGAGGUGCAGCGCGUACUGACAUUACCCAACGAUGUCGCGGACAUUGACGAAGCUGAUUUAACUGACCCUUUCCGUGUUGCUGAUUACGCUCCAAUAAUAUUUGAAAACAUGAAACAAAGAGAAGCGCAACUAGUCGUCAAUGAUUAUUUAGAACGUCAAAAUGAUAUUACAGAGCAAAUGAGAAUGAUACUUAUUGACUGGCUUUGUGAAGUACAACAAAAUUUCGAGUUAUUUCACGAAACAUUAUAUCUAGCUGUUAAAAUUGUCGACCGAUUUCUAUCAGCUCGUGUCGUCUCAAGAGACGCUCUACAGCUUAUAGGAGCUACGGCUAUGCUGAUGUCAUCUAAAAUUGAAGAAAGAUAUCCGCCAUUAGUGGAUGAUUUUGUAUAUAUUUGCGAUGACGCCUAUAGUCGACAGGCUGUUUUGGACAUGGAAAGAGAUAUUUGCUACGCUUUAGAUUUUGAUUUAAAUAUUCCUAUACCUUAUAGAUUUUUAAGAAGAUACGGAAAGGUAGCAUCCCUCAGCAUGGAAAAUUUAACGUUAGCUCGAUAUAUAUUAGAGCUAACUUUACAAGAAUAUCAAUUUGUAACUUUUAAACCAUCUAUGUUGGCAGCUGGAUGCCUAUGUCUCGCUUUGAAAAUGAAAAAUUGCGGUGAAUGGACUCAAACUCUAGUUCAUUAUUCUGGAUAUGAAGAAUCUGAACUAAAUGAAUUAGUACAGAAAUUAAACGCUAUGAUAGCUAAACCGGCACCAGAAAAUUGCAAAGUUGUAAAGACAAAAUAUUCUCACACGGUCUUUUAUCAAGUUGCUAAUAUAGCACCCUUACAACUUGAAACGGAUGUAUGA
Trichoplax adhaerens is the source of this 1257-nucleotide messenger RNA. RefSeq lists its product as uncharacterized. Gene Ontology annotation, cellular component: cyclin-dependent protein kinase holoenzyme complex; centrosome; cytoplasm. The coding region runs from base 1 to 1257 and encodes 418 amino acids. The record is from RefSeq and is a predicted model, not a curated record. Lineage: Eukaryota; Metazoa; Placozoa; Uniplacotomia; Trichoplacea; Trichoplacidae. Gene Ontology annotation, biological process: regulation of cyclin-dependent protein serine/threonine kinase activity; mitotic cell cycle phase transition. Gene Ontology annotation, molecular function: cyclin-dependent protein serine/threonine kinase regulator activity. The transcript is spliced from 10 exons.